This is a messenger RNA of Lathyrus oleraceus (garden pea), 871 nucleotides long. RefSeq lists its product as uncharacterized. The record is from RefSeq and is a predicted model, not a curated record. The coding region runs from base 2 to 601 and encodes 199 amino acids. NCBI's taxonomy places the organism in Eukaryota, Viridiplantae, Streptophyta, Magnoliopsida, Fabales, Fabaceae. The transcript has 5 exons.
GAUGUUCUUAUUGAUUUUGUUUUCAACGACUGUUAUUAGCCAUAGAGUUGAUGAUAGUGAUAUCACAUUGAAAGAAGAUUUUGAGUUGGAAAAACACCUAAAACUUAUUAAUAAACCUCCUAUCAAGAGUAUUCAUACAGAAUUUGGAUAUAUAGUUGAUUGUGUUGAUAUUAAAAAACAACCUGCAUUUGAUCAUCCUUUAUUAAAGAAUCAUAAAUUACAGACACGACCAAGUUUUUACUCAAAAAUAGAAGAUAGAGGUGUGAAUAUUUCAUCAACUAAAACAAGCUUUGAACUUAAUAAAGUCAAUUGUCCUAAAGGAUUUGUUCCGAUUCGGAGAACAACAAAAGAAGAUCUCAAACGUACUAAAUCUUUUUUGAAUUAUAAUAUUUUAGCUACAGCUACUACUCACAAAGCGGAAGUAUUUCUCAAGUAUAUUACUGGUGAUAAUUAUUAUGGAAUAAUGGGGACUACUAGUGUUUAUAAUCCAAGGUGUAGUAUUGCCCAAGCUAGCUCAUCUAAUAUAUAUGUUCGAAAUGGAGAAGGAGGCACUUUUAAUCAAAUUCUUGUUGGAUGGCAUGUGAGUUUAAAUUUAUUAUAAUAUAAUAACAAUAAGUUAUUUCCAUUAAUCAAUAUUAUUUUUGUUAUAAAGAAGACUACUAAUUUCUCAUACAAAUUUCUGUUAAGUAUUUCCCCACGUAUACGGUGAUGAUCGGACAUAUGCUUUCGCAGCAUGGACAUCAGAUGGUUUUGUGAGAACGGGAUGCUACAAUUUACAAUGUCGAGGUUUUGUUCAAAUCCACAGUCAAUAUCACAUUGGUGCAGUUGUGUCAAAAACAUCUGUAUAUGGUGGAGAUAUGGUAGAGAUGCC